AUGUCUAAUUCUUCUGAAGAAGCCACCAGUUCUGGCAAUAAUAUGGGUUUAGUUUCUAUGCUCUCCAAGACCAAUUCAACAGCUUUGCCUUGUGGGAAAACUAUAUAUACAUUUGGUUGUGAAUUUUUUUUUAUGACCGCGAGGGUGCUCCAUUUGGGUCUAAUCAAAUCACUUUCUGAACUACAGCGCUUGCAUCAGAAACUGGGAUUAAAUAAAACCGCUCUGUCCAUUAUAAAUGUGUUGGUUGGACAAGCUCCCUUCCCACAGCCAGAGAAGGAUAUGGAGCUUCUCCACAAGGAACUCGAAAUUCUCUUUGAAGGGAAUAGGAAACUCAAAUUGGAUUGGCGGAAUUUUUGCUGUUAUCUAUCUCAGAUACUGCAGGAUAAAGCAUUACUCCAGGAGGCACUGUCUUUCUACCGUUUGAUGGUUGUUUGGUUGGUGGACCUUGUGGGUGGGUUUAAAAUGCCUUUACCAUUAAGCUGCCCUAUUGAAUUUGCUUGCGUGCCUGAGCACUUUGUCGAAGAUGCAAUAGAAAUGCUUAUUGUAGUCUUUACAUACUCUGAAUUGUUGAAUGAUAUCAUUCCUGAAAUGGAUGAAUUCAUGAAAUUCAUUAUAAUGUUCAUAGCGAGUUCGAAUUAUAUUCGAAACUCUUAUAUAAGACAAAGGAUGGUGGAACUCUUGGGUCUGUGUAUCAGCAAUAGAAGAUGCUCAUCUUCAGUGAUCACCAUUUUUGAAGGCAAUCAACUAUGUGUUGAAUAUCUUGUUCGGAAUCUUCUAGCGCUUUACGUUAGCAAGGAGUUCACCGGUUCUCCAAAUCAGGUCCAAUUCCGCAGAAGUAUUAUGCAGAUUCUUGCCUACUUGUGGGAGAUCCCAUCCCACCGUAAUGCAUGGAGACAGAUUGCUGAAGAAGAUACUGGUUUUUACGUGGUAUUUUUGAAUUCAGUGAUCAGCAAAAAUAUUCAACUUCUUGACAACAAUAUUAAUAGAAUACUACAAGCGACCGAUGAGGAGGUGUCUAGCACCAGAGCCUUAUAUAUCCAGCUAGAAAAAGAUAUGAACACGGUGGUCAUGAUGCUCAAUUACUUCUUGUUACAUCUUGUUAGCCUCUACGUAAAAUCAUUUGGUCCAAGACAACCUAACGAGGGUGGUUAUCACCUGAAGAUAUUGCUUAAGGAGAUUGUCAGGAUUUACGUACAUCUUGCGAGGGGUGACAAAGAAAAUAUUUUUCCAGCUGCUAUCUCAAAGGAUAGUCAAUCAAACUGCAAGCAGUUGUUCAUAGACGUCGCAGAAAUUCUACAAGAAGACUGCUUUGUGGAAGAAUUUAUAGAGCUUGGCACCAGAGUUAAUUUUGCCACUCUGAAUGCAAUUGAAACCGAGGCUUCCCUUGGAGAGAUACCAAAUGAUUUCCUUGACCCAAUUGAAUUCAAAUUAAUGGAGGAUCCUGUAGUUCUUCCUUCAACAAAGACAGUAGACCGAUCAGUCAUACAAAGGCAUCUCCUGAAUUAUGAUACUGAUCCAUUCAACGGUCUUCCUCUUACCCAAGAAAUGAUUAUCCCAAAUUUAGAGUUGAAAGCGAAAAUCGUGAAGUUCACAAACUCUUAAGCUUUCUGAAGAACAAUUAUACGACGGAACUGCUACUUCCUGAGAAGUUCACAAACUCUAAGCUUUCUGAAGAAUAAUUAUAAGCACCACCUGCAACUUCUUGAAUAGGCACUUGCAAUAUUUGUAUGUGGAGAUACUGAUGGAGAUUCUGGCUUCGGAGGAUUCGGGUUAAUGGAUUCGGGGUUACGGUUUGUACUGUGGCAGUCAGUUAGUUGUAAGCCUUGUUUGUUUGAGAUACUAUAUGUAAC
Messenger RNA from Papaver somniferum (opium poppy), 1850 nucleotides. Its product is annotated as probable ubiquitin conjugation factor E4. The record is from RefSeq and is a predicted model, not a curated record. Lineage: Eukaryota; Viridiplantae; Streptophyta; Magnoliopsida; Ranunculales; Papaveraceae. Gene Ontology annotation, molecular function: ubiquitin-ubiquitin ligase activity. Gene Ontology annotation, biological process: protein polyubiquitination. The coding region runs from base 1 to 1602 and encodes 533 amino acids. The transcript has 12 exons. Gene Ontology annotation, cellular component: ubiquitin ligase complex; cytoplasm; nucleus.